GAACCCAUUUUAUUCCCCCAAAUCCCCUCUCCUUCUUCAUUGAUCAAAUUCUCUCUCAAUCAUCCGAUUUCUCUCUCUCUCAUAUUUUUCUGGGUUUCUUCAAAAAAAUCAUGGUGGAUCAAUGGAAGGUGUUGGCAUAAAAGAGACGGGACGGAAUCACGGGGGAGAUCGGGAAAUCGGAUCAUCGGAGAUGGGGAUUCCCUUCGCCGCCAAACUCCGUUUCCGAUCUCGGUUUCGAUCGUCUAUCGACUCUUACUGCUUCGCUCGUGAAGCCUUCUCCGAUCCUCGUCUUUUCAAAUCUCCCGUCGAUUUCUUCUCCUUAUAACAGCCCUCCUCCUCCUCCUUUUUUUUUUAUAUAAUCAUCUCGCCUUUCUUUUAAUUUUCUCCCUCGAUUAAUUUCAGUAUAAAAAAACUCUUGUUUCCGUUUCCUGCGUUUUCUUCUUCUCGUUUCUCUCUUUGGUUUGUUGUGCAUAUGGCUUCUGGUUCUGCGUAUUUAGGUCAGAUUUCGGGGAUGGAAGAAGCUGACUUCGCCGAGAAAGAUCCUACUGGCCGGUACAUCAGGUAUGAUGAUGUCCUGGGGAGAGGAGCUUUCAAGACUGUAUAUAAGGCGUUUGACGAAGUAGAUGGGAUUGAAGUUGCUUGGAACCUAGUCUGCAUUGAAGAUGUAAUGCAGAUGCCUGGUCAGCUCGAAAGGCUGUAUUCUGAAGUUCAUCUCCUCAAAGCGCUUAAACAUGAAAACAUCAUCAAACUCUUUAACUCUUGGGUCGACGAAAAGAACAAGACUAUCAACAUGAUCACCGAGCUUUUCACCUCUGGUAGUCUGAGGCUGUAUCGUAAGAAGCAUAGGAAGGUUGAUCCCAAGGCCAUCAAGAACUGGGCAAGGCAGAUUCUUAAAGGCUUGAACUAUUUGCAUUCUCAUAACCCUCCUGUAAUUCACCGGGAUCUUAAGUGUGACAAUAUAUUUGUCAAUGGAAAUACUGGGGAGGUCAAAAUCGGAGAUCUCGGGCUCGCAACUGUACUGCAACAACCCACUGCUCGAAGUGUGAUAGGUACUCCUGAAUUCAUGGCCCCUGAGCUGUAUGAAGAGGAAUACAACGAGCUUGUGGACAUUUAUUCUUUUGGCAUGUGUAUGUUGGAGAUGGUAACCUGUGAAUAUCCAUACAACGAGUGCAGAAACCAGGCUCAAAUUUAUAAGAAGGUCACCUCGGGUAUAAGGCCCCAAUCUCUCAGCAGAGUUGAUGAUCCUCAAGUUAGGCAGUUCAUAGAGAAAUGUCUUCUUCCUGCCUCUUCGAGACCAAAUGCUCUCGAGCUCUCGAUGGACCCGUUCCUUGCAAGAGAUGGAAACAAGGACUCUGCUCUUCUUGCUUCAUCAAGCACCACAUCUAAGCCUCCACAGCUUGAACAUCUUCCCAUGGAUGUGGAUCAUCAUAACGAGAUUAAAAGUGUCUCCAUCUGCUCCUCCCGGAAAAGCAACGAAGAAUACCCGUGGUCCCAAGCCAUAGAACUUCAGCGGUUUGCAGAGGAUAAAGAGUUCAGGCUGAGAGGAGAGAGGAACGAUGACAUCACAGCGUCAAUGCUUCUGCGCAUCGCUGAUUCAUCUGGUAGAGGAAGAAUCGUACACUUUGCAUUCUACCUGAGUUCAGACACAGCGACAGCAAUCGCUGAGGAAAUGGUUGAAGAACUGCAUCUAACAAGCCAAGAGGUUAUUGUGAUAGCUGAUAUGAUCGAUGACUUGAUAAUGCAGCUUAACACUGACCGCAACUCAUCGCAUCCAAAUCAAAACUCUCCACGUCUAGCCUCCCAAGAGGAUGAUGAAGCAGCAAAUCAGGAAACGGUGAACUCGAAAGAUGAGGAAGCUGCAGGAGAAUCAAUGAAGUCAGGCAUAUCAGCAGACUAUUACUUACCUUUCUCCUCAAACGGAAGUGCUGCCAUAGAAGCUGGUCAGGAGGCAGAUUCAAUGAGCUCGUUUCUGGAUUCUUGCUCAAUGAUGACAACCCUUUACUCUCUUUCCAUUUCAGACAACGAUUAUCCAGAAGAUCUCAAGACAGAGCUGAACCUGAUCGAGUCACAGUUUAACCAGUCCUUCCAAGAUCUUCUGAAACUGAAAGAAGAUGCUGUAGAGAACGCAAAGAGAAAAUGGGUUUUGAAAAAGCAAAAAGGUAUAAUCACCUCCUGA
Messenger RNA from Eutrema salsugineum, 2176 nucleotides. Its product is annotated as serine/threonine-protein kinase WNK8. The coding region runs from base 473 to 2176 and encodes 567 amino acids. Gene Ontology annotation, molecular function: protein serine/threonine kinase activity; ATP binding. Gene Ontology annotation, cellular component: cytoplasm. The record is from RefSeq and is a predicted model, not a curated record. The transcript is spliced from 7 exons. Gene Ontology annotation, biological process: protein phosphorylation; intracellular signal transduction. NCBI's taxonomy places the organism in Eukaryota, Viridiplantae, Streptophyta, Magnoliopsida, Brassicales, Brassicaceae.